Molecule: messenger RNA, 1248 nt
Organism: Cucurbita maxima (winter squash)
Lineage: Eukaryota; Viridiplantae; Streptophyta; Magnoliopsida; Cucurbitales; Cucurbitaceae
Product: probable arabinose 5-phosphate isomerase
Exons: 3
Coding region: 93-1151 (352 amino acids)
Biological process (GO): carbohydrate derivative metabolic process; carbohydrate metabolic process
Molecular function (GO): isomerase activity; carbohydrate derivative binding
Source: RefSeq, a predicted model, not a curated record
UUUACUAAAAUGUGAAGCCAAAACCAGAGAUGAAAUAAAAUCCGGUUUUGUUUCUUGUCUGUCUCUCUUUGAAUUCUGAAUUCAGUUCGCUAAUGGGGUCUCUUCCUCCGGUUGGGGAUAUGUCCCUUUCUUCAUGCCAAUGGCCCCCAAAAUCCCCAAAUCCAAAUCCAGAUCUAAGCCCUAUCGACGAAUCUACACUCCUCGAUCUCUUCAAAUCCCAGCAAAAUCACCUCAAUUUCUUCUUCCACAAUCUCGAUCUCUCUCAGACUCUGAAAUUCACCGUUACCCUUCUCAACGCACCCGGUACCAUCUUCUUCUCCGGCGUCGGCAAGUCCGGUUUCGUCGCUCGUAAGAUCUCACAAACCCUAGUUUCACUCGGAAUCCGAUCCGCGUUUCUUUCCCCUCUCGACGCGCUUCAUGGGGAUAUCGGCAUCUUGAAUUCCGGCGAUGUUCUUGUGCUCUUUAGCAAGUCUGGCAACACCGAAGAGCUUCUUCGCCUGGUUCCUUGCGCUAGGGCGAAAGGUGCGUACCUCAUCGCCGUCACCUCUGUUGAAGCCAAUGUGCUUGCUGGGGUUUGUGAUAUGAAUGUGCAUUUGCCUCUCGAGCGUGAAUUAUGCCCUUUUGAUCUGGCCCCGGUCACCUCCACUGCGAUUCAGAUGGUUUUUGGUGAUACUGUGGCGAUUGCGCUCAUGGGUGCGCGCAAUUUGACCAAAGAGGAAUAUGCCACUAAUCACCCCGCUGGGAGGAUCGGCAAAAGCCUCAUUUUCAAGGUAAAAGAUGUGAUGAAGAAACAGAGUGAGCUUCCUGUGUGCAAAGAAGGAGAUCUAAUAAUGGAUCAAUUGGUGGAGCUUACCAGCAAAGGAUGCGGCUGCCUACUUGUCAUAGAUGAGGAAUAUCACCUGAUUGGGACAUUUACCGACGGUGAUUUGAGGCGCACUCUCAAAGCUAGUGGUGAAGGCAUCUUCAAGCUCACUGUGGGCCAAAUGUGCAACAGGAAACCGAGAACAAUUGAUCCCGAGGCGAUGGCGGUGGAUGCCAUGAAAAAGAUGGAAGCUCCCCCAUCUCCUGUUCAAUUUCUGCCUGUUAUCAAUCUUCAAAAUAUGUUGAUUGGCAUUGUCACAUUACAUGGCCUAGUUUCUUCAGGACUGUGAUUGACAUAUGCCACAUUUCUUUAUUGUUCAAUUCUUUGAAUUACUGUUCAACAUUGAUAAUGCAAUCGAAGUGUAUAAGAAAACUUGAUAUUAUGUA